AUGGCUUCUGCAAGAUUCGGCGUGCCGUUCUUGCUGACUUGCUACUACCUGUUUCUCGGCUUUACCCUGGACUAUUCGAUUGCCGUUGUACUUUCGCUGUUUGUUAACCGGACGACCUUUAGCUUUCUCAUACUCUUUCUCGAAUGGCGACGGCUGUCACAGGCUCUGUGCAUUACAGCCUGUGUAAGUGUCGGUGUUUCCCAGCAAGUCGGUUUGCACGCAACAAGGUGUAAAUCUCGUCUGGCUCAAACAUACAGAACCACUGUUGGGGCCAUCUUUGAUCUUACCGCCCCGCGGCGCGUAACGAUCCUCCCAUCGAUACCUAUUGUCUGGGGCCUGCCGACAGUCAAUCUUUCGGCGACUACUAAAUCCAUCGCCAUAAUGGCUUGUCUCGAAGCUGUUCGGGGUGCCGUGGUUCCCUUGUUUGUCGGCAAAAUAUAUAGCGUGCUUGUUGGACAAUCUUGGUACGACGAUCUAGCUCGAUACCAUGCAUUGUUCUCAUUUUGCCAGUGUCUCUUCAAUUUCCUUUUCCACAUCGCCAUAACUCGAGCCCUCUAUAGUCGGAAUCAUGUACUCCAUGCUCAAGAACCACGAUCGAUCCCCGAAGCCUCGCCGUUGGCUUCUCAAGAAGUCGACGUCGAAGCAGAAGGCAAAGGAGAAACACAGCCCGAACCAGGUGUCCUGAAAAGCAGUUCAGUGAACCGCUGGACCGCUCCUUCUAGCUGGGCCGACCAAUCGGAUGCGCUGCAGUCAACUCAGGAGCUGGCGAGCAGUAUCCUCAGUACAGUUCAGGUCACCCAGUCAUCAUGUUAUGAGUUUAUGCGGCUACUGAACCACCACGAGCCAGGAGCCGACAUGCCAUCGAAUGAUCUCAUGUUCUGCCUACCCACAACCGACGCAGAAGUGAUCAUGGCACUCCAAUCCGUCUUGCAAGGUUUGAUAUGGACUCUAAAGGCGCUUCUCUCGACACAGUACGAACCCGGGCCAAAUCUCCCCCCUGCCAGCGUUCUGAUCGAGAACUUGCAACGGUACAUCUCCUACACCAAGUGGCUAUGCGAAGGGCGAAUGAAUUGGUUCAAAGAGGAGUGUCGGUAUACUACGCAAGGAGAGCAUCUACAUCCGAAUGACAGUUGCCAAGAUGACAAAGGGCAGCAUAACGGACUAGAGAGGGACGGGCUGACACAGCAGCAGCACGAGAAGGAGCGGCAAGAGGAGCGGCUGGAGAAACAACAGGAGGAACAACAGGAGGAACAACAGGAGGAACAACAGGAGGAACAACAGGAGGAACAACAGGAGGAACAACGGCAGGAACAACAGCAGGAACGACACCACGAAAACCUCGGCGAGCAACAGAAUGGACACCAUCUCUCAAGUAUACAGAGACUCAAUGUCAGGCAUCAAAAGCCUUUGCCCAUCCGACCACGCAGAAAGACCAACCCUGUAUGGGGGGCCGAGACCGUUGAACCAUCGAAUGAAAAUUGCACCUCACGCAGAUACACGAGUUUCGAACGAUACGUCUACAACGACAAUAUUGACGAAGAAAGGAGCGAUCUUUUGACUCACUCACACCGGACGAAUACUGUGCUUCCACGUGUUCGACCAUACCCGCACUCAGCCUUUCGCACAGAUAAACUGGAUAGAUCUGAGCCUCGCUUGUCGACAUGUCGUUUCAACUUCCCCGCUAUAUGGGCCACGUCGGUUCUAGACGAGUCCACGAAUUUAGUGAACCGUUCUCGCGGCGACUGUGAAAUACUCAUCCACAUCGAGAAAGAUGCCCAAGAAGGCCCCGAGGUUCGCGUCCUGGCGGUAGUCACCGACAAUAUCGCUACUCUCUGGGCAAGUAUGAAGCAUGGGUACGAGAUCGAGGUUUCGUUCACUGGUUACCGCAUUCUCGACCGACUAGAGUCCAUACCUAGAGACCAUACGUGGUAUAUGUCUGUAAUAUGGGAGCCUGGCGUGUGGCAAGGACCGUGUCGCUUUUCGCACGAUUCUGACCUCGGCACGUUGUCGUUUGGCAUCCAGAAGCAUGGCUUCUACGGCCUCUUUCCACUGGGUCAGACGCUACAGGAGGUGCACACCGCCAUGGUAAAAGAAUUUUAUCACGAGCAUACAACAAGGCGUAAGCGGCAAGCAGCACUGUCCAUAUCACGCUCGGUCAGACGAGAUAACUAG
Messenger RNA from Exophiala spinifera, 2172 nucleotides. RefSeq lists its product as uncharacterized. Lineage: Eukaryota; Fungi; Ascomycota; Eurotiomycetes; Chaetothyriales; Herpotrichiellaceae. Bases 1 to 2172 code for a protein of 723 amino acids. The transcript has a single exon. The record is from RefSeq and is a predicted model, not a curated record.